AUGUCUAACAACAAAAACUCCAAAAUUCUAAAAGUAGCAUUUUACCCAUGGUAUGCUUUUGGUCACCUUAUUCCUAACCUUCGCUUAGCCAAUCAACUUGCCGAAAGAGGCCACCAAAUUUCGUUUUUUCUCCCUUCCAAAAUACAAACUAAAUUAGCCUCUUACAACCAUCACCCUGACCACAUUUCCUUUAUUCCCAUCGACAUCCCGCAUGUCGAUGGGCUUCCUCCUGGGGCUGGGGCGGCCAACAAUGUGCCCGCCUCAGCCCUGACCUUCUUGAUGAGGGCCAUGGAUAUGACUCGUGACACUAUGGAGGAUCAUCUACUCCAUGUAAAGCCUGAUAUAGUUUUCUAUGACUUUACUUGUUGGAUGCCCGAGUUAGCCCGAAAACACGGGAUCAAGGCCGUGUAUUUUUGUCAAUCAUAUGUAAUGACAUUUGCUUAUUUUUGUCCCUUCAAAAGGAAAGAAAGUAACAACCCCACAGCGGCUGACCUUGUCGCGCCACCACCAGGGUUUCCAUCCCAAUCCAUAUGGUUGCGUGCUCAAGAAGCCGCCGAUGUUGAGGCAGCUCCAGUGAACACAGUAUACGGACCAGAACAUCUAACAUUGCUAGAUAGAGUGAACAAAUCAUUACGCGAAUGUGAUGCAAUUGGAGCUAAGAGUUUUAAAGAGUUGGAAGGGGCUUAUUGUGAGUAUGUUGAGAAAGUUUAUGGUAAGCCUGUGCUUUUAGCAGGGCCUUUAAUCACUAAACUUGCCUCUUCGAAACUCGAUGAACGUAUUCAUGGUUGGCUUCAAGGUUUUGAUGAUGCGAGUGUAAUAUAUUGUGCACUUGGGAGUGAAUGUGUUAUGAAUCUUAACCAUUUUCAACAUCUUCUUCUUGGACUAGAGCUCACAGGAAGGCCAUUUUUUGUAGUCCUAAGGCCGCCAACGGGAUACAGAACAAUAGAGUCAGCCUUCCCCAAAGGGAUCGAAGAGAGAACUAAAGGAAGAGGAAUGAUGCACGGUGGUUGGGUGCAACAACAACUUAUCUUGCAACAUCCUUCGGUAGGGUGUUUCGUAACACAUUCCGGACCAGGGUCAAUUUCUGAAGCUAUGAUAAGUAGUGAAUGUCAACUAGUGUUAUUGCCUCAAAUAUUAGAUCAAUAUCUCAUUGCAAGAAUGAUGAGCUUAGAAUUGAAGGUUGGGAUCGAGGUUGAGGAGUGCACUAAGGAGGCCAUUAGUAAGGCAAUAUCGACCGUGAUGGAUGGAAACAAUGAUGUUGCAAAAGAAGUGCGGGCUAAUCGUGUUAAGUGGAGAAAAUAUUUGUUAAGGGAAGGUCCAAGACUUGAGGAAUCUUAUAUUAGUAGCUUCAUUUAUAAUCUACAAAAGUUGCUUGAGUGA
Chenopodium quinoa (quinoa) is the source of this 1380-nucleotide messenger RNA. RefSeq names its product UDP-glycosyltransferase 79B30-like. Lineage: Eukaryota; Viridiplantae; Streptophyta; Magnoliopsida; Caryophyllales; Amaranthaceae. Gene Ontology annotation, molecular function: UDP-glycosyltransferase activity. The coding region runs from base 1 to 1380 and encodes 459 amino acids. The transcript is spliced from 2 exons. The record is from RefSeq and is a predicted model, not a curated record.